AUGUCAUCUUCAAAUUCUCAUUCACAUAUUGAACCAAGUUGGAAAACAUAUUAUGAUGCGAAGAAAUUACUUCGUCAAACUGAACAACGUUUAAAAGAUGCUCGAGAAUAUUAUCCACAUGUUCAUUUAAAUAAUAAUAAUCAUUAUGAAAAUAAUGAUUUAUCAAAUUUAUCAUCAACAUCCUAUUUACAUCAUAAUGAUACAUCAUUAAUUCAUGCUGGAAAUCGUUCAAUGUUAAAUGAUGAAAGAACAAACAAUAAUAAACAUCAAUUACUUGAUUCAGAAGCUUUAUUAACAAUUCGUAGGAAAAUUAGUAAACAAAAAAUAGCAGCAGAACGUCGUGCUGAACAAUUAUUUCAUUCGCAAUCUGACGCUGGUCAUAUGUUUGAAACAUAUCGUCCUCAUAGUACAUAUUCUACUUCAGCUAGUCUACAAAAUCUUCAUUAUUCUCCACAUCGUCAACAACGUUUAUCACCUCCUAAACCACAACCACCAAUAUCAUAUUCAUCACAUCUUUCACAAUCCCAAUCAUUUCCAUCGGAACUUGAUACUGUUCUUCAACAUUCAACAAGUGCAAGAAUUUUACAUAGAGAAAAUGAUUUUGAACGACAAUCAUUUCAUCAACCAACAACACGUAAAUCAAUUAGAACUAUGCCAAGAGAAAAUUAUUCAUUAUCUAAUGGUCGAACAACUCAACAGAGAAGUGCUAGUGCUUCAAAUAGUGGUACAACAAAAUAUCAAGAUAUUUCAUCAUCUCAUUUUUUAACAGCAAAUGAUGGUCCACGAUUAAAACAUGUUCGUCGUGUUGAAUCAGCUCAUGUUUCCUCAAGUUCAGCAGUUAAAAAUAGUUUAAUAACACCUGAUUCAUGGCGAACAGAUCCAAUUAUUACAAAAAAAUCUUCGUCAACAUCUCAACAAGAAAAAUCAUCCAAGAAAAAAACAUCAAAUGAAAUUCUUGUCAAACGAACAAAAACAGAUAUUGAAGAAACAUUAGGUCAAAAUAAUCAACGAACAGAAAAAAUUAUCAAACCAAAACGUGAUACAAGUGCUUCGAAAACGUCAGUUCUUACAGCAGAAAAAACACCAUCAAAACCAAAAUCAGAUGAUGAUAAGAGAAAACUUCAAGAUUAUAUACAACAAAAACGUCAACAUGAAGAAAUGUUUUCAAAUGAAAAACGUUUGAAAGAUGAACAAGAAAGAAUACGAAGAGAUAAAUUUAAGAAAUUUAAUGAACAAAUUAAAGAAACUUCACAUCAACAUUUACCUUCAUCGGUAACAAAACGAACGUCAACAUUUACACCUACUACACCAAAAGAAUUAACGGAACAAACACGUCAACGUCUACUUCGUGUUCUUGGACCAGCAACAGAUUAUCAUAUUAAUAGUCCAUUGGAACAACCAUCAUUUCUCGAACGUUCAUCAUCAUCAUCAUCGUCAUCUUCAAAUGAAUCGGUCAUUGAAGUUCAACCAGUUAAAUCAAAUGAUCAUUCAAAUAUGCGAUCUCGUUCAGAACCACCUGCUCAAAAUGGUACUACGAGUAAGAAUGCACAACGUCAUGAAAAUUUACUUCGAUGGGCUGUUGAUUUAACAAGAGAUUGUGAUGUUGUGGAAAAUAGAUUUAAAUAUUUACGACCAGAUCGUAUACUACCAUUUGGUACUAUUCCUGCUUCAUAUAAACAUCUUCAGCAGGAUGAUGGAAAUAUACGUAAUCAAACAUCACAUUAUGAUACAAAUCAUUCAGAAACAAAUAAAUCUUCUAAUAUAUCACGUUUAUCUCGAGGUUUAAAUUCCAAUCGUUUAAAUGAUUAUUCAAAUCAUCAAGUUUCCAAUGAUUUAUCAUCAGACAGACGUAUUCAUCGUGAUCGUGCUGCUGCGAAAAUUCAAGCAGCAUAUCGAGGCUAUACAGUACGAAAAUCAUUACCAUGGUUAAAUGAUAAACCAAAUCAUUAUUUAGAAAAUGCAUCUAUUAAUAUCAAUAUACAUUUAACUAAGAAUAAUUAUCCUGUUGAUUCAACACUACUACGUUAUUAUGAAAAUCAACCCAUAAAUGAUUAUCAACAACAAUCUAUUAAAAAAGCAUCAAUAUUACCAUUAUAUUCAGAUGAUUAUGAUAAUGUUCCAAAUUCAUUAUCAUCAAAUUUAUCAACUCCAAUUAAUCAUAUAAGAAGACCACCAAGCAUAACUUCUUCAACAUCAACAACUCCAAUACCUUCACCAGAACCUCAAGUACCAUCUCAAAAUGAACGUCGUCGAUCAAUUUCACCACCGCUACCACCACAAAUGUCUCCAGACAAUGGCCGUCCACUUCAUCAAUUAAUUCAACCAAUUUUUCAACGUAUCAAUGAUGAAAAUCUAGAACAAACAGAUUCAAUGUCACGCGUACAAAAUCUUUCUAAUAAUACAUUGCCACAACAACCAAUAGCAAAAUCUCCUAUUCGUCAACCAUUAUUAUCAUCAUCAACAUCAACAAAUCGAAAACGUCGAUCAUUAUCACCACAACCACAGCCACAGCCACAGCCACAACAACAACUAAUAACAAAUACACAUUCACGUCCUCGCACUACUCUAACUUCAAGUCCUCCAACAUCAUCAUCAGAAUCGUAA
Molecule: messenger RNA, 2604 nt
Organism: Adineta steineri
Lineage: Eukaryota; Metazoa; Rotifera; Eurotatoria; Adinetida; Adinetidae
Source: the annotation of a GenBank genome assembly